GCAUGAGCUCUGCCACUCUGAACGAGGCAGGCUGAACAGGUCGUGUGCUCUCGCUCUCGUUCACUUCCCCCUCCUUUCUUCGCUUCCCUCAUACAUCUCUUUGGCACCCCUGUCGUCUUUUUCUUUCGGAAAAUCCGCGUAUCCCCUCCACACGUCGCCAUGUACCGGUAUUUUGGAGAGCUCCUCAGCCGCGGAGCUGGCAGUGCCCUGGCCUCGGGAUGCGUCGAGUCUGCUCUACCGGCUUCCUCGUCUUUGGCGCGGAUACGCCACUACAGCGAUGCCGCAGAGAAAGAAGACGACCCCAACUUCUUCAGGAUGGUGGAGGGCUUCUUCGACCGCGGCGCUGCCAUAGUAGAAAACAAGCUGGUGGAGGACUUGAAGACGAGGGAAUCAUCCGAGCAGAAGAGGCACCGAGUGAGGGGGAUCCUCCGGAUCAUCAAGCCGUGCAACCACGUCCUUAGCGUGUCGUUCCCCAUCAAGCGAGACAACGGAGAAUGGGAGGUUAUCGAGGGCUACCGAGCACAGCACAGCCAGCACAGAACUCCCUGCAAGGGGGGUAUCAGGUACAGCAUGGAUGUGUCUGUGGAUGAGGUCAAAGCCUUGGCCUCACUAAUGACUUACAAAUGUGCUGUUGUGGAUGUGCCAUUUGGAGGUGCUAAAGCUGGAGUCAAAAUCAACCCCAGAAAUUACUCUGACAAUGAGUUGGAGAAAAUCACUAGAAGAUUCACUAUUGAGCUUGCUAAAAAGGGAUUCAUUGGACCUGGCAUUGAUGUGCCUGCCCCUGACAUGAGCACUGGCGAGAGGGAGAUGUCCUGGAUUGCUGACACUUAUGCUAACACUAUUGCCCACACCGACAUCAACGCUCAUGCCUGUGUGACAGGAAAGCCCAUCAGCCAGGGUGGCAUCCAUGGCAGAAUCUCAGCCACCGGCCGCGGAGUCUUCCAUGGCAUUGAGAACUUCAUUAACGAGGCAUCUUACAUGAGCAAGCUGGGCUUGACACCCGGCUUUGAGGACAAGACCUUCAUCAUCCAGGGUUUCGGUAAUGUCGGCUUGCAUUCCAUGCGUUACUUGCAUCGUUAUGGAGCUAAGUGUGUAGGCAUUGCUGAGAUUGAUGGAAGCAUCUGGAACCCCAAUGGCAUUGACCCCAAGGAACUGGAGGACUACAAACUGCAACAUGGCACCAUUGUUGGCUUCCCUAAUGCUCAGCCCUAUGAAGGUAACAUUAUGGAGGCUGAGUGUGACAUCCUCAUCCCUGCUGCAGGAGAGAAGCAACUGACCAGGAAGAAUGCUCACAACAUCAAAGCCAAGAUCAUUGCAGAGGGUGCCAACGGGCCCACCACACCUGAUGCUGACAAGAUCUUCCUGGAGAGGAACAUCAUGGUCAUCCCGGAUAUGUACCUGAAUGCUGGUGGUGUGACUGUCUCCUACUUUGAGUGGCUGAAAAACCUGAACCAUGUCAGUUACGGCCGCCUGACCUUUAAGUACGAGAGGGAUUCCAACUAUCAUCUGCUAAUGUCUGUGCAGGAGAGUCUUGAGAGGAAGUUUGGAAAGCAAGGAGGCCCCAUCCCAGUGGUCCCUACUGCUGAAUUCCAGGCCAGAGUAGCUGGUGCAUCUGAGAAGGACAUUGUGCACUCUGGUCUUGCCUACACUAUGGAGAGGUCUGCAAGGCAAAUUAUGCGCACGGCUAACAAGUACAACCUGGGCUUGGACCUGAGGACAGCAGCAUAUGUUAAUGCCAUCGAGAAGGUGUUCAAGGUGUACAAUGAGGCUGGCCUGACCUUCACAUAAAUUCCCUGGUCUUUCUUUUCUUUUACCUCUGCCAAACAAUCCAUCCUCUCUGUAUCAGCCCUACACCCAGUCUCUGCCCCACAGUGCUACAGCCUUUUGACAUACCGAGAGUUUACGAGCUGAACCCCUAAUUGUCUCCACACUAGAUUAUUAUUAUUAUUCCCUCCACAUUCAUUCACACCCCCAAAACAUGUUAAUGCAGAUUUGUGUAGAAAAUCUCUGUGCUGUUCUGAGGCUCUGUGCUAGUUUCUGUAUUCUGCUGUACAGUAGAACAUGUAGCCUUCAGUCUGGAAACUGGCAGCAUUGUUUCUGCAGUACUUCAUAUUGUUAUAAUGUUAUUCUGUCCAGUCUAUCAGACAAUUGUGGUAGUUUUUAUAUUGAUCCACCGUUAACUAAUGAGGUCCUAUAUAAAUGCAGUACUAGCUCAUGAGUAUUGUCCGUUGUUCGCGGUAUUUUCCUUUCACUGUGAUUUUGAGUGGCUGUAUGUCAAGCCAACUUUGAAUCAGAGCGAGGUGUACAGUAUUUUUGUUUUUUGUCAGCCCUCGACAAUAGAUUUAGGUUAAUUUAUUUUUAGCCUAUGUGUGUCUCAAACCUUGUGAACGCUAAUUGCCAUAGUAUUGAAAGACAGCACUAAAGAUGCCUUAGACCUGAGAGCAGGAGUUUUAUACUCAGAGGAGUUAUUUCUUUUUACCCAGAAGAUCAAACUGUUCCAGCCAUGCCUAAAGUCCGUCCAACUUUCAGUAUUUUGCCUUGGAGACGUGCAGAAUCUGUUUUGUUUUGUUUCGUUUUGUUUUGUUUUGUUUUUUUCCGUUUUAAAAUGUUUGACUCAUACACCCAUAUCUUGUAGGCAUUGAUUCCACUGGUUGUUGACUCACUCCUGUCUGACCUGAAUGUCAAAGCCAGUACACUGAGCAAGUCUUUAGUCAGGUGUGCGCAGGUGACGGCAGCUCAUGUGGGAACAAAACCAUUUACAAAGCUUGUCUACAGCUUCAUCAGGAAAUUUGUGUUGGAAAUUUGUAUUGCCUUUUUUGUUGAGAAUAAAAAUGACAGUAAUUGUU
This is a messenger RNA of Colossoma macropomum (tambaqui), 2846 nucleotides long. RefSeq names its product glutamate dehydrogenase 1b (gene glud1b). Gene Ontology annotation, biological process: L-glutamate catabolic process. Gene Ontology annotation, cellular component: mitochondrion. Lineage: Eukaryota; Metazoa; Chordata; Actinopteri; Characiformes; Serrasalmidae. Gene Ontology annotation, molecular function: L-glutamate dehydrogenase (NAD+) activity. The transcript is spliced from 13 exons. The record is from RefSeq and is a predicted model, not a curated record. The coding region runs from base 160 to 1788 and encodes 542 amino acids.